AUUGAAUAUUGUAAUUGAUUGGUAGUUUUAUAGUAUGAUUGAGGUAUAAUUGUUAUUUUCCUUUGUGGGUAUUGUUUCUUGAUCAUGGUGGUUAUGAUUUUCUAACGUUUACCUAGGGCAAAAGAUAAGUUUUUUUCCCUAAAUAGCUGCUGUUUACUUUUGUGGGGUUUGCUUCUUGAUCAUGAUGCUGAUGAUUUUUACUUGUUUUUUGAAUAAUUCAUGUGUUUAUUGUGUACAUAAGAGUUUUAGUGGUGGGUUUUAUACUUUUUGUUUGAUAAUCGUGGUGUCUGGGUUAGCUUGUGUGUGCCUCAACUAGACUAAUUUCACUGAAUACCCCACCAAGGCUAAACAAUAUGGUAAGAAAGCUCCUUGUAUGUUUUUUCUGGGACUUGAAGGAUUCAUUGACUAGGCUACACCCUUGGGUGUUGGGUUUUAUACUUUUAAUAUUUUGUGCUUUAUUUUUUUAAUAGAAUGUAUAGAGAUAUCUUCUGUAUGUGAAAUUAUAGGGAUUUAGUAUGAAGGUAAAGUAGCUUGCUUUCUUUGAUGAAUUAUUUCAUGGUUUUGGAAUGCUUUUGUUGGAAAUUUGGUAUGAGUUUUAGUUUGGGUAAUAAGGAAGCUCUUAAAACCCUUUGUUUGAUUUUUGCUGUCCAAAAGGGCUUUGGAAUCUUUAUAGCUUCUGAUAUUCCAUCGUGUCCAUUUGUAGACCAAAAAUUCAUCUAAAAUACAUGAAAUAGAUGUUACAAAAAAGUUAUACCUAUCCAAGUCUUUUAAGAAGUUCUGAGUUUUGUAAGGCGAAGUCAUUAGAAAGGUACUCUAUUAAGGAACCCCUAGGAUGCACUUUUCUGCUAUCAUGAUCUCAUAUAAAAAGUUCCAUCCUUGUCUUCUAUGCAAUUGUCUAAAUAAUCUAUUUUUCUAACGGACUUGUGAAAUGAUGGCUGAAGGAUUCUGACUGUUGGAAACUGGGGAGGGGUAACUGGUGAGCAUAUAAAAAUGACUUCUUUUUGUUAAAGGUAGAAGAUUUCAGCCUUAUUUAUGUACUUCUGUUUGAUUAGUUCGAUGUCUAUAAAGAUGGUAGUAGUUGGGAUUAUCCUACUAUAAGAACGCUUAUCCUAUCUCCAUCACCACAGAAAUAAAAGAAAUGUUACAAGUAGAUGAAGCUUGUGCUAUUUGUACGCUAAUUUAAAGCAUUUGAUUUAGUUUCAGGUUUUGGUUUGAAAGAAUUUCUUUUGUGCUGUUAAAAUUCAAGUAGAUGGUAAAUGUAAUUGGCUAGAAAUAGAACAACUACCCAAGCAAGUUAGGGCUGGCUAUAUGGAUCCUCGUUGUCCAUUUAAGCUCAAUAUUCUAUAUUUUGAGGAUUGAACAAAAGUUGAUUAGUUCUGCGGUGGCUAUUGACCUAUCUUAGAGUUCCUCCUAUAUCUGGGCUUAGGACCACCAAUGUGAGCAAGCUCACACCGGGAAUUAAUUUUGCUGAUAGUUUGCUCUAUCAUCUAUGAGUGCAAGGUGAAAACUUUGUUAUGGGUAAUGAUAUUGAUUUGUAUCUCGUUUAUGUUGAGGCAUUAAUUAUACAUUAGCGGGGUGAUUUACAGAGGGUGACAUGCAUUGUUUUGAUUGAUUGUAGUUGGUGAAUGAUCCUGCUCAACAGAAUUUUGUAAUUUAUGCAGCUCAUACAAGUUCUAAUAGGGAAGCAUCUUAUAAAUUCUGCAGUUGAAAGCUAUAUCAUAUUGCAGCACUAUAUUCGUUGAAUCCUUGGAAAGUUGUCAAAGUGUUAUGCGAUGGAUUUGAAAGGUAUAGCAUGGGUUGGAGAUAUAUACCAGAAAUUUGAAGCGAUGUGUUUGGAGAUGGAAGAUGCUAUGUACCAGGAUACCGCUAGAUAUGUUGAGAAUCAAGUGCAGACUGUUGGUGCAAGUGUCAAGAGGUUCUAUUCAGAUGUGGUGCUAGAUCUGCAUCCUCAAUUUAACAUAGAUCCCGUGAAAGUUGCAGCUGCUGACUUGUCUCUUAAUCCUUAUGCGCACACUGAAAUCAGCAAGAAGCUGAAAGCACAACUUAAAGGAGGCCACCCUAGGGUAAUUAAUAAGGAAUUAAUUGAUGAUACUCAAGUGAUUAAGGGGAAAAGCAAAAGUGGAGGAGUUUAUAGACGUCAAAGUGUUGGGAUGAAAGAAAUUGUUAGAGAUAAUCAUCCACCAUCUAAGAAGUCGGACGCUCUCUGUCUCGUAUCAGGGAAUACAAUUAAAUUGUCCUCAGAUUCUAAGGUUAGGGGAGGUUUUGAAGUGGCAUCCGACCACAUGACCAUGACUUCGCCCUUGGCCUCAGUUAAAGGACUUAAGUCUACCGAGACAGGAAAGGAGGUUUCCAACCAUAUUAUAAAAACAGAGGUGCCUGCAGCAGGUAUAUCAAUUAAUAUUGCAGCGUCUGACACGAGCUUAUCAGUUGACUGUGUUGGGCAGAACCAAGCAGAUCUCAGGAACACUUUCUCUGUUGGUGACUUGCAAUCAGACUCUCAUGUAGAUAGGGGUACACGCAAGGAGUUGGCUGGUGAUACUGGACUAAAGAUUAGCAGUAAUACUGGUGACAAUAAUAUUGCCAGCAAGGAGGUCAAUAAUAUUGCAAAGAUUAGCAGUAAUACCGAUGACAAUAAUAUUGCCGGUGAGGAGAUCAAAGAGUCCUGCAAAGCAAGAUCAGAUAAAUCUUGUUCUCCUCCACCUGACAAGUAUGACUUGAUCGAGUCCGAUGUGGAAAUUGUUGAGCGCUAUGAUGAACCAAAGUUAGAGGAAACAUGUGUCCUGGUUGAAGCGGAGAAACUUCAUGUUCCACAAGGAUCAGUCAAACGGAAAUCAUACAAGAAGAAGCUCAGGCAAGUGUUUUCUAUGAAAAAGAAGUCGACGAGAACAGAGUAUGAGCAGCUUGGAGCAUUAUAUGGAGAUCAACAGCCGAACCUACAGCCUGAAGAAAAGCAGAUGCAGGUUCUCUCCAAAAACUCAAACCCGAAAAAAUUGUCAUCAGCUGAUGAUCAUUCUGAAUCUGAGUGGGAACUUCUCUAGAUAUGACGCAUUACAACAACAUAACCAAUGUAAUUCCACCCGUGGAGUCUGAGCUAAGAUAUGAUGCUAUUAAAAUUGUAAUGUUGCUUUUGCCAAUCAAUAGAUGGCUUUGUACAUAAAACUAAAAUUGAAAGAAGAAGCACCUGCUGUUUUAUAAUAAGCCAGUUACCUUUUAUUUA
This is a messenger RNA of Solanum lycopersicum (tomato), 3217 nucleotides long. The record is from RefSeq and is a predicted model, not a curated record. Lineage: Eukaryota; Viridiplantae; Streptophyta; Magnoliopsida; Solanales; Solanaceae.